Messenger RNA from Nerophis lumbriciformis (worm pipefish), 1386 nucleotides. Lineage: Eukaryota; Metazoa; Chordata; Actinopteri; Syngnathiformes; Syngnathidae. The record is from RefSeq and is a predicted model, not a curated record.
AUGGCGGUGCCUUUUGUGCAGGACUGGGAUCUUGUUCAGACACUUGGAGAAGGCGCUUAUGGAGAAGUGAGGCUGCUGGUGAACAGACAGACACAGGAGGCAGUCGCAGUAAAAGUGAUCGACACCUUGCAAGCCAAAGAGUGUGCGGAAAAUGUCAGGAAGGAAAUCUGCGUGCACAAGGUGCUCAACCACCACAACAUUGUGCGAUUCUUCGGCUGUCGGACAGAAGGAACUACAGUCUACCUCUUUUUGGAGUACUGCACUGGAGGCGAGCUGUUUGAUCGCAUUGAGCCGGAUGUCGGAAUGGCAGAGAAAGAUGCUCACAAAUUUUUCCAGCAACUUGUCGCCGCUGUGGAAUACCUCCACAAAAUCGGCAUCACUCACAGAGACAUAAAGCCAGAGAACAUUUUGCUGGAUGACAAAGACAACCUCAAGUUGAGCGAUUUUGGUCUGGCAACCAUGUUUCGCUUCAAAGGACGGGAGCGGCCGUUGUCUCGUGUCUGCGGAACUCUCCCUUACGUCGCACCGGAGCUGUUGAGCCAGGCCGAGUACCAAGCUCAGCCCGCAGAUAUCUGGGCUUGCGGUAUUGUGCUGACCGCAAUGCUAGCUGGAGAAUUGCCAUGGGACCAGCCGUCGGAAAUCUGUCAGGAAUUUUCUGAUUGGCUAAAGAAGAAAACCUACUUGCCGCCCUGGAAGAAAAUACAGCCGAUGCCUCUUUGUUUGUUGUCCAAGUUACUUUUGGCCAAACCAGAAGCACGCAUUACCAUUGAGGACAUUCAGAAAGACCGCUGGUUCAUUGAAGGUGUAAAGAUGUCCGUAGCUACUUCAAACUCAAGUAGCAACAAAGACCAACGAUCAAGUGUUGGAGUUAUAUCUCGAGUCGGAAGUGAUGAGCAGAUGCAGUUCUCCAGCUCCCAGCCCGACCCAGCCGCAGAAGGCUGGGAAGCCAUGCUGUUCAUUGCCCAAUCGGAGGGUCAGGUCAGCUUCUCUCAGCCGACCAAACCCGAGCACAUGCUGCUGGGUAGUCAGCUGCUGGCGACGCCGGGAGCAAGUCAGACACCGUGGCAAAGAUUAGUUCGCAGAAUGACGCGUUUCUUCACAUCGGUGAGCGCUGACACCUCGUUGACUUCACUGAAGGGCGCCUGUGACAACAUGGCACUCAGCUACAAACUCACUUGCAACAAUCAGGUGACUGUGAGUACCUCGGACAAGCGCAACAACAAGCUGAUUUUCAAAGUCCACUUGCUGGAAAUGAAUAAAACAGUGCUGUUAGACUUCAGGCUAUCUAAGGGUGACGGUCUGGAAUUCAAGCGUCUCUUCUUGAAGAUAAAACAGAAGUUGGGUGACAUCAUCUGCACGCAGAAGAUUGCAUUUCCGACCGCAUGA